UUGCUGUGUUGCCUUUUUUUGUUGAACAAUUUUCAAUAAUUUUUGUUGUGUUAAUUUAAUUACUUCUAGGCAAUUUUGCCUUUCUCAUUACUCUUAGCAAUUCACUUGUUAGUUAUUAGUUUCUAGCAGACAUGCAACGAUUGCAGUUGGCAUUUUUUCUAAGCCCCCUUUUGUUCCUGAGAACCAUUCUGGCCAUAGACUUUUGUGGUAUUAAGUCCUGCCAUGACAAGCGGCAUAUUGGAUGUGAUAACAAUAUGAUGUUCGAUGACAGCUGCCUGCGUUUUCACAGCCUGGUAAAUAUGGUGUAUUUCCGUGAGUACUUGCUCGAUCUUCACAAUGGAUAUCGUCAGGAGGUGGCUAGCCAUGGGUUUGUGCAUUUGCCACCUGCCCAAAAGAUGCCCGAAUUGGCCUGGGACAACUACCUUUCGGUGGUGGCCGAAUACCAUCUGAAACGCUGCCAAAUGGAGCUACCCGAUAACUCCUGCCAGGCCACCGAUGAUUUUGACGAUCCACACUUCAAUUAUGCCGAGGAUUUCUAUCCAAGACCUCUGAUUCGACAAUCGAAUGUCCGGGAAAUGACAAUCCUAGCCGAACAAUGGCUGGAUGAGCUCUACGAUAUGGAAGACAUAUCCAGGGACAAUGCGGAAAGUGAAAUCCGGAAUAUCAUCAACGAUCGGAGCACCUAUAUGGGCUGUGCUGCUGGCCAGGACUACGAUCUAUGGAACACACACUUCAUGCUCAUUUGUUAUUACAGCGCAGGACCCGCUCUCGAGGGAAACCUCUACGAAGAGGGCCAAUUCAAUGCCAGCCUUUGUCCCUUCGGAAAAAGUGAUGAAUACCCCGACCUUUGCAAAACACUGACCCUGACUGACUAAGUCCCAGAAUCUCCUGCAAAAUAAAUAUUGCAAAGGCUUUGGGUAUAAUUAAAUGUGCGAACCACUUGGGCCAUAAAUGCGAAAAAGCAGUGCUGAACUUUUGGAUUUCCUUAUAGCUAGAUGUCAGUAUUCUGGUAACCAGAAGUGCCUAAAUUUGAGUGAUAAAUAUGAUAACUAUGUGGUUAAAGAAUAAAGUAAA
This is a messenger RNA of Drosophila suzukii, 1074 nucleotides long. Its product is annotated as venom allergen-1. The record is from RefSeq and is a predicted model, not a curated record. NCBI's taxonomy places the organism in Eukaryota, Metazoa, Arthropoda, Insecta, Diptera, Drosophilidae.